CAGUGCACUCUGCCAGCUGAGGGCUCUCUGUUCAGCUGCCUCCCUCUAAACUGUUGGCGAGGUGGCAGACAUACACAUACACACACACAUACACUCCUACACACAACGUUUUCUGUGUGUUUGCUCCACGUGCUCGGAUGGACAGCGCAAGGAAAGCGUACGAUUUGGAGGAAGUGGAGAUUGACUUGGAGGAAUCCAGUGACACGAGUGAAUAUGACAAUGAGGAGGAACCUCAGACGCUGUGGAGGGCCAAUCCCUCUCUGGACGAGGAGGAGGACAUUCAUACGUCUACGCUGGUGGAAAUCAGUGACACAAAGCCUCUGAUUAAUGUCAGGGAUCCACGUGGUAUCAACGACUGCCUCAAGGUGUCAUUCGAAGACGUGAUUGCUGAGCCAGUGUCGGUGCGCAGCGGGGACAGAGUAUGGAUCUGGAGCCACGCUCUGUUUGAGGUGUCCAGAGUUUGGAUUUACAGGAUAGUUACCGUGCUUCUGGCCAUUCCCAUGUCGCUCAUCUCUGGUCUGCUCUUUGCCAUCCUCAGCUGCCUCCACAUCUGGAUCGUCGGCCCUUGUAUCCAGUGUCUCUACAUGGGCACCAGAUGGCUGCAGGCUCUCUGGAGCAUUGUGCUGGGCGUCGUCGUGCGCCCGCUCUUCACAAGCGCCGGGAAAUGCUGUGGAGGCUUCAGCAUUCACCUGGCCAAAGAAUGACGCUCACGUGUGUGUGAGUGUCAGCGGUGCACGGACUGAGCCCAGCAGGGGCGUUUCUAGACUUUCAUACACAAUCACAAUAAAAUAUGUUCCAUUUUAAAACAGUU
Molecule: messenger RNA, 811 nt
Organism: Solea solea (common sole)
Lineage: Eukaryota; Metazoa; Chordata; Actinopteri; Pleuronectiformes; Soleidae
Gene: cav4a
Product: caveolin 4a
Exons: 3
Coding region: 138-704 (188 amino acids)
Biological process (GO): caveola assembly
Cellular component (GO): caveola
Molecular function (GO): molecular adaptor activity
Source: RefSeq, a predicted model, not a curated record